AUGGAGAUUGACAAGACCACGCCGACUGCUGGUGCGAUCAUCGAGAAGGAGGGAGGCAGCGCGUUGGACAUUGCCCUUCACCCACUAGUUCUGAUCAACAUUUCGGAUCACUACACGCGUGCCAAGUACUCCACCGAAGAGAAGAACCCUCGCGUGAUCGGUGCCCUCUUCGGCGUCCAGUCUGGGCGUAAUGUAGAGGUGACCAAUUCGUUCGAGUUGGUCUACAACGUCAUCGACGGCGCUGUCGUAAUCGACACCGAUUACCUCAAGGCCAAGCAAGAGCAAUUCGUUACCGUGUUCAAAAAUCAUGACCUGCUGGGCUGGUACUCCACCGGUGCUGAAUGCAAGCCUGCCGACAUCCAGAUUCACAACCAGUUCAUCCCCUUCAACGAGUCGCCCCUCUACCUCAUCCUGGACACGCUGGUCAGCAAGGUGACCAAGGGCCUGCCCGUACAGGUCUUCGAGUCGGAGCUGAGGAUCAUCAACGACGAGCCCACUCUGCUCUUCUCCAAGGUCCAGUACCGAAUUGAGACUGGUGAGGCCGAGCGUAUCGCCGUCGACCACGUCGCCCGCGUAAGCGCCAGCGGCACCGCCGAAGGCUCGCAGCUUACCACCCACCUCCUGGGCAUGCACAACGCCAUCAAGAUGCUGAACGGCAAGAUCAAGAACCUCACUUCCUAUCUCCACGCCGUUGAGAAGGGUGAGGUGCCUGUCGAUCAGAACCUCCUGCGCCAGGUGGCCACUCUUUGCAACCUUCUGCCGGCCAUCGACACUGCUGCCUUCAAGGCCGACUUUGUCGGGGAGUACAAUGAUGCCCUUCUGGUUACGUACUUGGCGUCGAUCACCAAGGGUACCUCCCUGACGAACGAGCUGGUGGAUCGUUACAACGUCGCCUACGAUCGCCAGGGACAGCGCAGGGGACGAGGCUUUGGUGGCUUCAUGUAA
This is a messenger RNA of Acanthamoeba castellanii str. Neff, 945 nucleotides long. RefSeq names its product COP9 signalosome subunit 6, putative. Bases 1 to 945 code for a protein of 314 amino acids. Lineage: Eukaryota; Discosea; Longamoebia; Acanthamoebidae. Gene Ontology annotation, molecular function: metallopeptidase activity; protein binding. Gene Ontology annotation, biological process: protein deneddylation. The transcript has 6 exons. Gene Ontology annotation, cellular component: COP9 signalosome. The record is from RefSeq and is a predicted model, not a curated record.